AUGGUAAGAGAGCAACCAACGCCUUCAUCUGGAAUAUACUACAGUAUUGAGAAGAGGCUCGAGCCGGCGGAGGAAAACGAAGGGAAAGAACAGAAAGAAUUUGAUAAUUCCUCCUGCAAAAUCGGUUGCACCAUCUUCCUGGGUUACACCUCCAACCUCAUCAGCUCCGGGAUCAGAGAGAGCAUCCGUUAUCUUGCAGAACACAGAAUGGUGGAUGUGAUCGUCACCACAGCUGGAGGCAUAGAGGAGGAUCUGAUCAAGUGUCUGGCUCAUACCUACUUGGGAGACUUUAAUCUGCCUGGCAAGGAGCUCCGUCUAAAAGGCAUCAACAGGAUAGGAAAUUUGUUGGUGCCCAAUGAUAACUACUGUAAGUUUGAGGACUGGCUGAUACCCAUUCUGGACCAGAUGCUGUUGGAGCAGAACACAGAAGGCAUUUGUUGGACUCCAUCGAAAAUGAUCCAUAGGCUUGGAAAGGAGAUCAAUAACCCUGACUCUGUCUACUACUGGGCCUACAAGAAUGACAUUCCAGUAUUCAGUCCUGCUCUGACUGAUGGUUCUCUGGGUGACAUGCUCUACUUCCACUCCUAUAAGAAUCCUGGCUUAGUGUUGGACAUAGUCGAAGAUAUCAGGAAGAUAAACAGCCAGGCGGUCUAUGCCAAGCGGACAGGAAUGAUCAUCCUGGGAGGUGGCCUGGUCAAACAUCACAUAGCUAAUGCUAACCUUAUGAGGAAUGGAGCUGACUAUUCUGUUUAUGUAAACACUGGUCAGGAGUUUGAUGGAUCUGACUCUGGGGCCCGACCUGAUGAGGCAGUGUCCUGGGGAAAGAUUAGAACUGACGCCAGACCCGUCAAGGUGUAUGCAGAUGCCUCCUUAGUUUUCCCUUUGAUUGUGGCUGAGACCUUCGCACUCCACGCCGACAAGUUGAAUGCUGGCAAGAAGACAGAUUAAAUGUUUUCCUCCUCACAUGAUUGUUAGAAACCACAACCGGCUUUGUACCUCUGGCUCUUCCCGUCUUUGUCUUUUUGAAAAUCUAAGUUUAUGAUCUUCUGAACCUUCGCGCUGAAAACACCAUUAAGACCGAGCACUUUUCCAGGUCAGCGUUACAGUGAAACCUUGAAGCUGUGAAAUGGAAUGCUCGUAAACAGCAGACACCAGUGAGAAAUUCCUCUUAAUGCUUUCCAUACCGAUAUUUACAUGUUAAAACAAGUACUGUUUUCUUUGUGUUCAGACGGCCGAAAUAGCGCCAUAGUGUGCUAUAGCAUGUACCAAAGAGACUGUUCAGAAGGCGGUGGGG
Thalassophryne amazonica is the source of this 1294-nucleotide messenger RNA. RefSeq names its product deoxyhypusine synthase-like. NCBI's taxonomy places the organism in Eukaryota, Metazoa, Chordata, Actinopteri, Batrachoidiformes, Batrachoididae. The record is from RefSeq and is a predicted model, not a curated record. Gene Ontology annotation, cellular component: cytoplasm. Gene Ontology annotation, biological process: peptidyl-hypusine biosynthetic process. Gene Ontology annotation, molecular function: deoxyhypusine synthase activity.